ACAACUAUAGCAAUGGCUAAUCAUGCCCUUUUGGAAGAAACUAAGGAGGUUAAUCAGCAACUUACUGACACUAUAGUAGACAUAAGCGAUGAAGAAGUUGACCCAACUGCAGCAGCUGCUGCUGAAGGAGCAGAAGGGACCAUUUUCAAAUGUUCUUUUAGUACUGUGGCUCUCAGCCCAAGCUUAAAAUCCCAAUAUGCUUCAGCACAGAUGUCACCAAUUCAACCCCUGCGCUUAAUUGUGCCUACAAAUCAUCCUAAUUGUUUCCCCUACUACUUGACAAGUUUCCAGUUGAAUCCAGGUACCCAGAGUAGUGGUGAUGCUUCUAGGGGCAAGGCCCCCGCAUUGGAGUAGUUGAUGAUGCAGCUGAUGAUUUUAUAUUAUGUUUAGAUUUGAUGUUGGCAUGUAGACUUGUUAACAUGCUUAAUUAUUUUAUGGAGAUUAUUGUAUGUAUUUAUUUAGGCUCAUGAUAGUAUUCUUAGAGCCAUGGAUUAUUUACUGAUACU
Molecule: messenger RNA, 506 nt
Organism: Gastrolobium bilobum
Lineage: Eukaryota; Viridiplantae; Streptophyta; Magnoliopsida; Fabales; Fabaceae
Product: mediator of RNA polymerase II transcription subunit 15a-like
Exons: 4
Coding region: 13-354 (113 amino acids)
Molecular function (GO): transcription coactivator activity; chromatin DNA binding
Source: RefSeq, a predicted model, not a curated record